AGUGGAGUACCCCUUUAAGUCUGAAAGCUACAACCUCAGCUCUUAAUUCUCAUCAGGUGGAGAAGGUGUCCAGCUGGGUGUGCUCCAUGGGAAAGAUAUGACUACGUAGUGGGGGAGGGUAUAAAUCUGGGCUCCCUCCACCCUCUCGUCAUGUGACUUGUCCUGUAGUCAGGAUGGAGCUGUGGAUCAGGUGGAGUUGUCUCUUAGUGGUUCUGCUCUAUGGAUCAGGCUUUAGCAGUGCCUUGGGUAGACACCGGCGCCAGUCCAACACUUGGAGAAGUAACCAGCCUGAAUGGGGAUCUCCUAGAAGACUUGGACAAUCUGCCUCUGGAUUAGGUUCUUCUAGAUCAAACCCUUGGUUUCCAGCUCGGGCAGUCUCUGGUUUUGGGGCUCUUAGAGGGGCUCAGUCUGUGUAUGGAUGGGGCUCUAGAUAUCCUGGAAGAGACUUUUAUCCCAGACAGCUCACCCAAUCCUCCUUCUCCCCUAUCAGUGUGCAGUGUAAUGAGGACAGCAUGGUGGUGACUGUGAAGAGAGACUUCUAUGGGAAUGGGAAGCUGGUGAAGCCCUCAGACCUGACCCUAGGAACCCAACCCUGCACUGCUGGGCCCCAGAGUUCAGAUACUGCUGUCAUCUUUGAAAAUGGCCUUCAAGACUGUGGCAGCAACUUGGAGAUGACUCCGGACUGGCUUAUCUACACCGUCAGCCUGCGCUAUACACCUACUUCUACCAACGUACCCAUCACAAGGUCCAACCCAGCUUUGGUUCCCAUCCAGUGUUACUACCCACGACACGGUAAUGUGAGCAGUAACGCCAUCAAGCCAACAUGGAUUCCAUUCAGCACCACGGUGACCUCAGAAGAGCGGCUGGCCUUCUCCUUGCGUCUCAUGACUGAGGACUGGAGCGCUCCCAGGUCUUCACUGGUCUUCCAACUCGGAGAAGUCUUCUACAUAGAAGCCUCUUUGGACAUCCAGAACCAUGCCCCAAUGAUCCUGUUCGUGGACAGUUGUGUGGCUACCACUACCACAGAUGUGGCUUCUACUCCUCGCUAUGAGAUCAUUGCUUAUAAUGGGUGCUUGAUGGAUGGUAUGCGUGAAGAUUCCUCCUCUGAAUUUCUACAAAGAUCCCAAGCCAACAAGCUCAGGUUUACAGUUGAUGCCUUCAAGUUUAUUGGCAGUGACCUUUCUAUGAUCUAUAUCGCCUGUUCCCUGAGAGCUGCUGCCAUCAACCAGACCCCUGACCCAGUGAACAAGGCCUGCUCCUACAACAAGGCAUCCAGCAGUUGGUCUCCUGUAGAAGGACCAAGUGGUAUCUGCCAGUGCUGCUCCACUGGGAACUGCGCUAUUGCUGGGGGCCAGAGAUCAGCAUGGGGCUCCUCCCUUGGGAUGCCAAGAAGAAUGGGGAAGAGAGAUGUUGGGUCUCUUAUGGAGGAACAUGUCCUGGCCACACUGGGUCCUCUUCUAGUGACCGGAGCUGAGCCUAACCAGAUGUCCAGAGCAGGAACCGCCCAAGCUUCCAGGAUGAGUGCUGGACAUGGACCUCUACAGCUGUGGGUGCUGGUGGCCGUGGGAUCUGUCACUUCAGUGGUUGUUGCCGUGGCUCUUACUGUGGUUGGGAGAAUCUUUCUGAAAAGAUUUUCUGCUAAAGAAUCUGUGUAG
Molecule: messenger RNA, 1655 nt
Organism: Hyla sarda
Lineage: Eukaryota; Metazoa; Chordata; Amphibia; Anura; Hylidae
Product: zona pellucida sperm-binding protein 3-like
Exons: 8
Coding region: 174-1655 (493 amino acids)
Biological process (GO): binding of sperm to zona pellucida; positive regulation of acrosome reaction; egg coat formation
Cellular component (GO): extracellular matrix
Molecular function (GO): acrosin binding
Source: RefSeq, a predicted model, not a curated record